AUGGCUCCGUCGCUCACUUCAAGACCUCGGUCUGGCGACUCUCGCCCAACAAGCGGUAGCAACGACGACGACCUCAUCAUCCCGAACCGGACAUCCUCGCUCCACUCACGCAUCGCGCAGCCGCUUCCAGGCGCCAUGAACCAACCCAAGCCUGGCCAAAGGGCACCCAAGACAUUGACCCAUGCUUACAUGGUGUGCGGCGUCGGCAGAGAGCCCUCACAAUGGAUGAAGGCACCUCAGCCCAGCCAGGGCAAGAUUGGACACAUGAAAGGUGCCGUUGGCCAAUUCUGGUUGCCAGAGAUUCUUGGUAGCAGCCCCAGACUGGAAUCCGACAAUGAGAUCGCCAGGUCGCUGCACGCCGCGAUGAGAGCUUGCUUCCCUCAUGAUGUCGAGAUCUGCACUGGCAGCAGCCAACCUCACUGCGUCCACCAUGCAUUCGUAUUGCAGCAAGACUCUUCGCAUACGCUCUACGGCAUUGCCUUGCGUGUCUGGUCGCGCGCUGACGAGAAGCGUGCUGAGACGAUCCGUGACCUCCGCAAGCGCACCGAGGCCGAUUACUACGAUGCCCCUGGUGAGACCUACUGGAUCCCAUACUGCUUGAGCUUCCUCUCCCGGUAUCCUCUUUACAACCUUCUCGGCGAUUAUCUGCGUGGAAUGUGGAUCCACUGGAACAAGGCCACAAACCUUUUCCAUGCGGAAGAGGUGUCGCGCAUCCUCAGCUUCCCGGCUCCUCGACUCAAUGAUCUGGUCCGUAUCGACAUGAAGGACUAUGCGCUCUGCUACCAGUUCCCGUCAUCCCCAACAGGCUUCCAAAACUUCGCCAUGUGGCCGCUGUUCUGCUGCUUGUCCGUUCCAAACAUUGUGGGCGUACUCGAGGCCGCCGUCUCUCCCACUCGACGCAUCAUCUUCAUCUCGCACUACCCAGCAAUGCUUACUAUCGCCGCCGAAACUGUUCGCUUCAUGGUCCGUGUAUACGAGUGGAGCGGUCUCUACGUCCCGGUAGUGCACGCAAGGCACGCCAAGGAGCUGGUUCAGGAGCCUGGUCCAUACAUCCUCGGUCUUACUGCCGAGUGCAGGACACUGUUCACCGCACCUUCUGACGCCUUAGUGGUCGAUUUGGACCGUAACUUCGUUCUAACUUCGAGCCCACCGACCGCUUGGUCGGCCAAGCAGCGUACGAAACUCAUCAGCCGCAUGACCGACGCCCUCAAUGGUGACGUUGCGCCGUCUGGCGUGCCACAACACCUUCGCUCCGCUUACGGCGGCGGAAAGCUGAUUCCAGCCGGCCAGAUUAUCGUUAUGCGUGGAGAGGUUGAAAGUGUUCAGGAUCCGGGCUGGUGGAACCAGGAUGAAGUAAUGAAGGUGAUGGAUCAUGCUUGCGAGAAGUUGGGUAAAAAUACGGGGUUCAAAGCCGUUCUUGGGGGCGCUCAGAAAAAGCCUCUAAUGACCAAAGUCUCUAUGCGCCACCUAAACGAGAUUGUCCGCGAGCGCAAUCAGUACUCCCGUGACGCCAUGGAGGCCUGGCAAGACUUCAUCAACCUGAAGGGACGUAUGGAUACAGAGCUUGCGAAGGUCACGAAGCGCAACAAUUUCUUGGUCGAGGAGCUCGAGAGCUGGAAACAGCAGUUCCUCAAGUUCCAGGCUUUCGCUGAGCAGCUCACGAAGGAGACGAAUGAGCUGAAGGUCAAGAUCGAGGGUCACAAGCGUGAGAACCGCCGCCUCACCAACCUGAUCGAUCAGCAGAAGGACGACGCCGCUAGACUUGCUGUACGCUUGUCCGGCACUGAGAAGCAAAGAGACGAUGCGCUUGAGGCUCUCGUGCUGCAGCAAGACAUCGCCGAGGAGCUGGAGAGGGAGCGCAAGAGGAACAAGAAGGAUCUCUCUGCGCUGCAACACACCAAUGCCACGCUUCUGCGUCAACGCGAUGAGGCUCAGCGUGUCGUGCUGCAUCUGCGAGCGCUUAUCGAUGGUCAAGCUCAUCAUAUGCAGCAUAUUGUCAAGUCUCUCAGCGACGCCCCGGAGACUGCACCCUUCGCAGAUGCUGGGGAAGAUGCCAUGCCCGAGUCGACUAUUGACGCUGAAUCCGGCGUGAAGGACGAGACGGAGGAGCCCGAAGUUGGUGCUGUCCGUGGUGUUGGUGGCCUGACUGCCGGUCCAGACUCGCGAGGAAGCACACGCCAGUCAUCCCGUGGAGACGGCGAGCGGGCAUCCACAGCCAUGGAGACCAGAAUCCUCAACAACGCGGCAGCUCGCAAGCGCUUGUCUGAGAUGAGCAUGACUGAUGUGGCUGACCGCCACUUGCGCGACAAGACCGACGCCAUCGCGUACAUCAUCCGCAACAUCUCCGAGCAAUGCGCCGCUGCUGUCGAAGGGCUCGACCUUGCACGUCGCGCUGAGAGCGUCAGCACCGAAGGCGCCGAGGACGACCGGUCGGAAUCGUCAAAGAAGAGGAGGGGCAAGCGCGCGCUUAAGUCGUCGCUAUCGCCUCAAUCCGAAGAUGGCGAGUCUGCCGAGCACGCUUCCAACGGCUCCGAGUCCGAGUAUGGCGAUGUGCACAGCGAAAGCACUGGCUACUUGCACCCGAAGCGGACCUCUCGUGUUCCGCCGACGCCGGAUCUUGUCCACGAUCGAAGCUCGACCAGCAUGAGCCUCGGAAGCGAGAGCACAGCCGCCACGCCUCAAAGGCACAGCUUGCAAAGCCAUUACAAGAUGCAUGAUGAGGACAUUCCUGAAGUCCCUACUCGCAUCAUUGGGCACGACUCUCAUGCACAUGAGGGAGUCGGCGAUAUUGGUCCCGUCGAGCCUGAGGAGCCCGUCACGAAGUUCAGCCCGAAUGGGUUGGAGCACCGUCACAACACCCAGCCUUUGAUGGAGCAGGCGGGAGCACAAUAA
Baudoinia panamericana UAMH 10762 is the source of this 2892-nucleotide messenger RNA. RefSeq lists its product as uncharacterized. Gene Ontology annotation, biological process: regulation of Rab protein signal transduction. The record is from RefSeq and is a predicted model, not a curated record. Bases 1 to 2892 code for a protein of 963 amino acids. Gene Ontology annotation, cellular component: cytoplasmic vesicle. The transcript has 3 exons. NCBI's taxonomy places the organism in Eukaryota, Fungi, Ascomycota, Dothideomycetes, Mycosphaerellales, Teratosphaeriaceae.